Messenger RNA from Paraphaeosphaeria sporulosa, 1059 nucleotides. RefSeq lists its product as uncharacterized. The record is from RefSeq and is a predicted model, not a curated record. NCBI's taxonomy places the organism in Eukaryota, Fungi, Ascomycota, Dothideomycetes, Pleosporales, Didymosphaeriaceae. The transcript has 4 exons. Bases 270 to 881 code for a protein of 203 amino acids.
ACAGAACCAGUCCACGCUCACAAUUCAACACAAUUAGCACUACUACCCCCUCUCGCACGCAUGAUUUGCCUCAUUGGACCGUCGCGCGUGAUCAUGACCGAUCUAGGAUUCUUUUUCGCAGAAGGGUUUUGGGAUUGCUGUAUAUAGACCUGGGAUAUUCUCUGAUGUAACGAUCCAAAAUCUACGCCAUCAUAUCCUCAUACGGACCUAUCAAGCAACACUCAGUCUUACUUUACUCCACAGUCUUACUUUACUCCUUUCACACAGCCAUGGGGACUGGUUCUAAAGUCGCGUCUGUAAUUCUUCGCUUUGGUGCAUUCGCCAGUGGCGUCAUUGUCGUGGCCUGUUUAGGUCGCUUCUUUUAUUACCUGAACCUCGCAAACGCGCAUGCGAAUAGUCGUCUUAUCUAUGCCGAAGUCAUCUCUGUCCUGGAAGUUAUUUUUGCUUUGCUUCUGAUCGUGCCCGCGAAAUACUCCUUCUACGCUUUUCCUAUUGACAUUAUAUUUUUCAUCUGCUCAAUCAUAGCAUUUGCGCUUUUAGCAAACCUCAACAGUUCCUGUUCCUCUGCAUGGUACUACAACUACUGGGGCUUCUAUUGGGGUCGAUUCUGGACGGUUCCUAACGUGACUGUUGCCACUAUCGGAUCUGCAGGAUGUCGAACCUGGCGGACUAUUCUUGCUUUCCUCUUCAUCGGCGCUAUGUGCUGGAUGCUGAGCGCUAUCCUUGGAGCAUUUGUUUUCUCUGAAAUCCGCAAGGGUCGUGAAGUUAGCGAGACUCACAGAACAACUGCUAUGAAAGAGAAGAUUCUCCACCACAAGAAGCACGACUCAACGAGCACCACCGAUCCCGAAUCUCAUCCUCAGCCCGUGCCGCAGGUGUAAUGCGGCAAUUAAAUAAUUCCCCUCCAAGCUACUUGCAAGCAACGAUUGGAACAUUCGGGCGGGUGUUCAUUAAGGGUAGUCAAUUCCUUCGACUGCAUCUCGACCUAGUUCUGGACAUGUGAAACAUCUUGUUUUAAUUUUUGAAUCUGUACCUAAUAUAAUGGAUUGAAUUUCCGAU